AUGCGAGGGACGCCGACCUCCUCAUCGACGGAGCAGCUCAAUACCGACUUGAGGACACCAUCCGAGACACCCCGGCCGCCUGUGAUCGAGAGGCGGCCGACUCAUCUACCCGAGUUCGCUCCCCCACGACCUACUGGGAGGGUAUAUGGCGGAGGAUCUGGCUCAGAUGGUGUAUUUGCGAAUCUCAGCGCCAAGCCCGAAGCUGGCGAGAAGACGGAGGAACAUCCACCAACGUACGAGCAAGCGGCAGCAGAUGCAGCACCUCCGUACUGGGAAACUACAAUCCUCGCACCCGGACUCGGCGGCCCAGACGAAGUCUACGUCGACGGCCUUCCCGUUGGUUCCGUCUUCUCCUUCAUCUGGAACGGCAUGAUUUCGAUGUCCUUCCAACUCGUCGGUUUCCUCCUCACCUACCUUCUCCACACUACCCACGCAGCUAAAAAUGGAUCCCGUGCCGGCCUUGGUAUUACUCUUGUUCAGUACGGAUUCUACAUGAAGGGAUCAGGCGUUUCGUCUCCUCCUUCGAACGGCCAAGAUCCCACAUAUGCACAACCUCCAGACCCGAACAGCCACAAUUUCGAUCCCAACCAAGUGAACACAGCUGCACAAGGAAUGGACAGUACAGGCUCAUCAGGGAGCUGGAGUAGCGUUGCUAAUACCGAAUGGCUUGCUUACAUUUUGAUGGUUGUUGGAUGGUUUAUCUUAAUCAGGGCCGUGAGCGAUUUUCUUAAGGCGAGGAGGCAUGAGCAAUUGGUGUUGCAGAGCCCGGAAAGAGGUCUGAACGUGCCUAUAAUUGCUACCGGGGAAGAGGCCGAGACAGUCGUCUGA
Molecule: messenger RNA, 828 nt
Organism: Hyaloscypha bicolor E
Lineage: Eukaryota; Fungi; Ascomycota; Leotiomycetes; Helotiales; Hyaloscyphaceae
Product: putative metal homeostatis protein BSD2
Exons: 2
Coding region: 1-828 (275 amino acids)
Biological process (GO): metal ion transport; ubiquitin-dependent protein catabolic process; vacuolar transport
Cellular component (GO): Golgi apparatus; perinuclear region of cytoplasm; endoplasmic reticulum
Source: RefSeq, a predicted model, not a curated record